This is a messenger RNA of Gadus morhua (Atlantic cod), 4548 nucleotides long. Its product is annotated as TRPM8 channel-associated factor homolog. The coding region runs from base 136 to 2868 and encodes 910 amino acids. Gene Ontology annotation, biological process: positive regulation of protein targeting to membrane. Gene Ontology annotation, cellular component: plasma membrane. The transcript is spliced from 12 exons. Gene Ontology annotation, molecular function: transmembrane transporter binding. The record is from RefSeq and is a predicted model, not a curated record. NCBI's taxonomy places the organism in Eukaryota, Metazoa, Chordata, Actinopteri, Gadiformes, Gadidae.
CUUCUACUACUCUUCUACUAUACACAGCUCGUUAGGCUGUGGGCUUUAACAAUCCACCGACAACUUUUUCGGAAGAUCCACCGACAUAGGCCUAGUUGCUAUUGGCCGGAUUCAGAGCCUCACUCAACCUAAACCAUGGCCAGCCCACAAAUUGGAUUUGACAACCAGCGGGCCUAUUCCAGUCUCAUGAGAGGACUGCAGGAGCUGGACUUGAGGGGCAAUGCCACCCCUGGCUCAUUGCACCUAAUAGGAGACCACGCCUUCCCUCUGGCCAUGAACGCCCAAGGCCAGGUGCUGAUGGCUGCCUCCCUCUUUGGACGUGGACGCAUGGUAGUCCUGGGUCACGAGAGCUACCUUACCGCCUUGCCCGCCCUGGUGGAGAACGCCCUCACCUGGCUCAGAGGGGAUGGAUCCGAAAACCCCCUGGUUGGUAUUCACCAGAGCUGCAAGCCAGUGGCGGAUAACCUUGGUGAAACCAUUUUCCACGGCCAGUUGGUGGAAGGCUUCCUCCAAGACCUGGGGGUGGGGGUGUAUGUGGUGGAUGCCUACAGCAUGGCUCCUGAUGUGAAGUCCCUGGUGGAGUUUCUGAAAGCUGGAGGGGGGCUGUUGAUCGCAGGGCAGGCCUGGUCCUGGGCUGGACAACACCCCAAGCAAGACGUUCUGAAGGCCUUCCCAGGGAACCAGGUGUCCAGCGUGGCGGGGAUCUACUUCUCUGAGCACCAUUCAGAGGGCGGCUGUCUUUCUGUUUUCCCACCAAUUCCUCGCUGUUGGAAUCCAGAUCCGAUUAACUUUGCGGACGACUUGGCAUUUCUCCUGGAGGGCGUGUCUGGGUUCAGGUUGAAGAAAGAGUGUUCUGAGAUUCAGGUCCAUGGCCAUCUUGCCUUUCCGAUAUUCCCCUUCUUAGCGGGGGCAUACUAUGGCAGGGGUCGAGUCCUAUGUGUCACUCACGAAGGAUUGUUUGAACAACAGGAGUUGGUUCCUUUAUGGCACAAUGCCCUCCGAUGGUUGGACCAGGGCAGGAAAGGCGUAGUUGGAGUCCACCCGUCAAUGACUGAUCUCCCCUCCCUGUAUGGCCCAUCAGGGCUGAGCUGUCGGAAUACAGACUUCACUGAUGACCUGAGUGUGUUUGUGUCCACGGCAUACUGUGAUGAGAAGGCAGAGGAGAUGCAGGACUUUGUGAUGGAAGGGGGAGGUCUGCUCAUAGGAGGGCAUGCCUGGUACUGGUGCUAUUGUUACCCAGAGCUCAACCUGCCGACUGACUUCACAGGGAACCGCAUACUGAGCAAGAUGGGCCUGAAUGUGUUGGGUUCCACCGUCCCAAAGGAAUUCUACGAGGCUCCCGACCCCGACGAGGCCUUCAUAGACCAGUACCACUUCCAGCACAUGGUGUCUCGCUUCAGCAGACACCUGCUCUCCGGAGAGCCUCUCACUGCCAAGGAGGAGGGCUUCCUGGCGCGGCUGCGUCGGGACUGUGCUUCCUACCUGUUGAUGGAGGCCAACGAGUCGGCGUCGUACACACAAGUCGUGUCCGACCUCACUGCCAUUGUCAAAAAGGCUGGGAUCCCGCAGGUGUCUUUGAACUGCCUGGUUAGCAGUGAAAAGGACCGUCUGCUGCUGACCAUCGGGACAGAGCUCUAUCGGUGUUUGGACCCCGACAUGCUCCUGCCUUACCUGAUCAAGGACAUCCCUAGCAUGCCCAUUGUCCGACACCAUCAGCUGAACGUCAACGCAAACACAGCAGGUGAAGAGGAGUGGAUUAGUACUGGAGUGUACCUCACUCCAGGUAUGAAGACCUACAUAUCUCUACCAGCACAGAUUGUGAACAAAGGAUGGAAGGUGCAGAUCGGCUGUCAAACGGACGCUUUGGAUCACUUGAAGGAACUGAGGAGAGCCCCAUGUGUUCACAAGACCUUCAGAAUCACAACUCCCAUCAUGCAGGUGUGGAACCUGUGGGGGGGGCUCCUCUACCUUGUGGCCCCACCCGAUACACAGGUGGGGGGGCUAAAGGUCACAGUGGAAAGGGCGGUUCUUGCACCUUACUUUAUGUCUGGUGUGACAACCAUUGCUGAGUGGGCGGUGCUUCGCACUAGCCCCGCCCCCUGGGCAGAGCUGGAGUUUGACAACGUCAUCUUCACCAUACCAUCCAGCGCCAUUCGAGACCUGGAGCGCCCCGAUAAGGUGGCGGCGCUCUGGGAUGACAUCAUGAAGAGUGUUGCUGACCUGGCAGUUGUUUCGCAUAAAUUCCCACGCAAAGAACGCUUUGUCGCAGAUGUGCAGAUUUCCCACGGUUUUAUGCACGCAGGCUAUCCCAUCAUGAUGCUGUCCUCUAUGGUCCCUGAGCUGAUAGACUGGGAGGGAGCGAGAACCCGCGGCCUCUGGGGCUUCAUCCACGAGCUGGGCCACAACCAGCAGAGGGGAUGCUGGGAGUUCAGGCCGAACACCACAGAGUGCACGUGCAACCUGUGGUCGGUGUACGUGCACGAAGAGGUGCUGGGGAUUAACAGGGAACAGGCACAUCCUGCUUUGCAGUCCAAAUCUCGGGCAUCUCGUCCAGAGGACUACGUCAAGGGAGGCAAGGACCUUGACAACUGGAAUACAUGGACGGCUUUGGAAACAUACCUACAGCUCCAGGAGGCGUUUGGCUGGGCAGCCUUUAAGAAAGUGUUCGCCGCUUACCACGACAUGAGCGACGUGCCCAGGGACAACGAGGGAAAGAUGAACCUGUACACCAAGACCUUCUCCAUGGCCGUGGAGCACAACCUGUGUGCCUUCUUCAAGGCCUGGGGCUGGCCCAUAGAGGCCCCCACUGAGGAGGAGCUGUCCAAGCUACCUACGUGGACCAACCACCCCAUGGUCCUCUAUGGAUAAAAGGAAUAGAAGGUGGUGUCUUUUUUCUAAAUGGAUGGACCCUUUUCAUAGAGCUGUCAUUGUAGGACAAACACAUUGUCACUCAUAACACUAAUCAGGCUCUACAAAUGUGUGCGCACGGAUUGAGUUAGCUAGUGAAGAUAACACUCAUUGUCAAUGGACCCUUCUAAUGGGGUAAUAACAUGCUUUUUCAACUUUACCCUUUGCUUUAAACUGAUAUAUGAUGCGUAUAUGUAUACGUGUUUUACGUCUGCUAAGCUAGAAAAAUAUAAGUCUGAGCCAGGGGGAGUAUUCACGCCCGCCGAGAACACCCCUCAAUAAGCGCUUGAAAUAGCUUGUUUACGCUCAAACUUUACUUCCGUAGCAGUGUCACUUCAGACUGCAGUGGGCGGGGCGGAAGUGCAGAUGUCCCACCUCCCAGCUACCCACAAUGUUUACAGCUUCUCGGGGGUGUGAACGCGCAAAGCGUUCGACCAAUCGCAACAGAGUCGGCUUGCUGUCCAAUCACAGCAUACUUGGCUACUUGGGAAGGGGGCCUUAAAAUGACAUGAUAUGAAUCAGACCGUUUUUGAAAGACGCUGAAAUUGGUUUUGCAGAAACGAACAGUUUGAGAAUAAUAAGGGGUAUUUCUAACAUACAGGCAUGUAACCCUUUUCUAGUAGUACCCCCAAACGCAAUUACGGUAUCUACCCUCAAAAUGCAUGGGAUCUUUAACACUGGGUAAGCAGGCGGUGGAUUUAUGUGUGUCAAAGCACCUGCCACCAAAAAUAACUGUAUGAGUGGCACCUAUGUUUGUCCUAUGAUAACACCUCUGUGAAAAGGGUAUUUUGUGUGAAAUUGUUUUAUAUACGUUCGUAAAUACAGCGUCAAAAACAAUUACUGAUUGAAAUACAUGAUGUCACCGGUGAACACUGUGAAAGCUGGAGUUAGUAUGUUUUACCAAGCAAGAAGCUCAGUUCAGGAUUAGUCUGACCAAAUGCGUUGUUUUACCGGUGUAGCUCUAGCUCCUCUAUUCCGCCCAACUACCCAAUCACAGAUUAAGCACCACCCGAUUGGCCUGACAAAAUGGUUAGCAUCUUUCUCCAGCUUUCAUGCAGAGUGAAACAAGUGUCACCAAAAAGACAAGGCAAAUGGAAGCUGAGUGAAGAUAAGUCUAUACGCCCUAUAACAGACCAAUAAUUUGUGUUAUGAGUGACGCCUGUGUAUGUCCUAUGGUGACACCUCUAGGAAAAGGGACUAUUGUAAUCCAUACCACAGUGUUGAUACUAUUUUAUACUGAACAUGCUCAGGAUUUGUUUUUUUGUCUUAGUGCUCUUCAUUUAUUGUAUUUCAUACAUGUUGCAAUAUUCUGUAUAGCUAUAAAGUGGUGAAUGAAAGAGCAUGACGUACAGAGUCAGUUCUUUUUUAGUUUAAUUUGUUUUCUGGUAGACAGCAGAGGGAUUAGAGAGGUUACUAUAGCAUUCAGGUACUUUGAAGGCUUGUAGAACAGACGACUGUUACUGCGUGGGGUUAUCUGAUCAAUUGUUUACAUUUUUAUGACUGUAAGGGCACAUUUUGAACCCUUACACAUCAAAAACAAUGAUUCCAUCAAUGUUUGUGUAUAACUGAAUACAUUUUGAAUACAUUUAGUUUCCUGUUGACUGGAUCUAACUGGAUUCAUUAAACUUUCUUUAAUCAUUG